This is a messenger RNA of Humulus lupulus (European hop), 1538 nucleotides long. RefSeq lists its product as uncharacterized. Gene Ontology annotation, molecular function: protein binding. The record is from RefSeq and is a predicted model, not a curated record. Lineage: Eukaryota; Viridiplantae; Streptophyta; Magnoliopsida; Rosales; Cannabaceae. Bases 332 to 1321 code for a protein of 329 amino acids. The transcript is spliced from 8 exons.
AAAGUCGGCGCUUUGACCUUUCGAUAAUGAAUCACAAAACAAUUCCCUCAACUCACUAACGAACGACGUUUGCCUCCCUCCGACUCCCACUCCCACACCUUCACCCUUUCGAACCCAAGCCACAAAAUCACACCAUUUUUCCGAGAAAUUUUUUCUAAUAAAGAACUAUCUCCUUCCUUCCAUAUCGGCUCCUUUCGCUGGCGAUGACUUUAGGGCUUUGCUUCCUAGACAGCGAUGCCUUCUCUUUCCCUUGAUUUCAAUCCUAAUUGGGGCCUGAUUGAGUUGCUGCUUACUUAGUAGGGUUUCGGAUUUUGGAUUUUGGAUUUUGAUUAUGGCUGAGGCUCCGAGGGGCCGGGUUACUAUUACUCUAGGGCGAAGUGGUCAAGUAGUAAAGAGGGAAGCGUCUGGGUCAGAUAUUUCUUUCGGCGAUUCUAUGCAUGCAAUAGGAACAAAGCGGUCUUUAAGAGAUAGGUUAGGAAGUAGCAGUGGAGCUGGUUACUUCGGAAAUGGAAGCUUAUUUAAUGGUAACAGUAAACGUCAACGAGGGGAGAUUGGUACAUCGCGUUUUAGAGCUAACGGUUAUGGUUUGAAUGAUACACACAUUGGUAAGGAUGACCUUCGAUUAAAACUCAUGCGGAAAAAUGCAUCUAGACAAGCACACAGUAACCAUGACCAGAAGUUUGAAGACCUGCGGGACAAGCUGACAAAGGCAGUUAGGCCUCCAAUGUCUUCCCUUGACUCACGACAACAUAUGUCUCAACCAAAAGAGACUUCUGUUUUUGGUCGAAUUCCAUCUACAAGAAGUGCUGAUGAUUUGCAUAAGAUGGAAUCUCGUAGAAAUUCAUAUUCUUCUUGGGCAGUGGAUCAUGUAAGACGAAGAUCACCAGAUAGAAUUCUAGGUACUUCCAGCGGUCUCUCUCCUCAAAGAAAUGUGGAAGAAAUUCGGAGGAGGCCAUUAAGCAGGGCAUUGGACGAUGGCAGAUCAAUUGCAUAUAUGAGUAAAAGUGUUGUUGAUACCACAAGGCCUAUGGGUACUGUGGCUUUCACAACAAAUUCUGCACUACCUCCUGGAUCUGUAAAACCUGUAGCCCCACAUUUGAGCCAACUCCGUCCACCAAGUGGCAUGGUAUCAAAAAGUUCAUAUGUGGUUGAAGAACAACAAACUGUUGAUGGCCUGCUUCAUGUGUUAGGACUUGGAAAAUAUGCUAUCCUUUUUAAGGCUGAGGAAGUGGAUAUGACUGCGUUGAAGCAGAUGGGAGAAAAUGACUUGAAAGAGCUGGGAAUACCCAUGGUACAUGCCCAGUGUAUUUUGAAUCUAUGAUUUCUUCCUACUCUGAGGGCCCUAGGAAGAAGAUUCUUCUUGCUCUAUUGCCGCGAUCGAAAAGGCAACCGUGAUUUUAUUCUUUAAAACCGAUAUAAUGGAAUUCUCUGGGCAUUGUUCUUUGCUAAGAUCUCAAAGUUGCAAUUCAUAUUAUGGAGGUGAAUUCUUUGUAUUAAACUCUCAUUUUGGAUCAUGAAAUGGCCUUUCUCUCACUUAA